AUGGGGCUCCUUCCGCUGUUGAAGAAGCAGUUCACGCCGACAAAGCUGUUUUUCCAUUUCGUGUUCUGGACGUUUCACUGGGGCAUCUUCGCCUAUGGAUGGUGGAAGCAAGCGGCCGAUGCCCGCCUCGCGGGUCUCAAUACGCUCAUGUACUCUGUGUGGAUUUCGCGAGGUGCCGGUCUGGUUCUGAGUGUGGAUGGAAUGCUCAUCCUCCUUCCGGUCUGCCGAACCAUCAUGCGGUGGGUCCGGCCCAAGAUCAGGUUUAUCCCGCUCGACGAGAAUAUCUGGAUGCACCGACAACUUGCCUAUGCGUUGCUUCUCUUUAGCAUCCUCCACACCGCUGCCCAUUACGUCAACUUCUACAAUGUCGAAAAGACUCAAAUUCGGCCAGUCACGGCGGUGCAAAUCCACUACGUUCAGCCUGGUGGUGUUACCGGCCACGUGAUGCUCUUGUGCAUGCUCUUGAUGUACACCACGGCGCAUCACCGUAUCCGGCAACAGUCGUUCGAGACGUUCUGGUACACGCACCAUUUGUUCAUCCCGUUCUUCCUCGCCCUCUACACCCACACGGUUGGCUGUUUCGUUCGUGACACAGCCGACGCCAUCUCGCCAUUCGCCGGCAACGAGUACUGGGAACAUUGCAUCGGCUAUCUGGGUUGGAGAUGGGAACUCUGGACGGGCGGUUUCUACCUCCUUGAGCGGUUGUACCGCGAGAUCCGCGCCAUCCGCGAGACCAAGAUUACCCGAGUUAUCAGGCAUCCAUACGAUGUCGUUGAGAUUCAGUUCAUCAAGCCGUCCUUCAAGUACAAGGCAGGCCAGUGGUUGUUCCUCCAGGUACCCGAGAUUUCCAAGUACCAAUGGCAUCCAUUCACCAUCACUUCAUGUCCGGACGACCCCUAUGUCUCGGUCCACAUCCGCCAGGUUGGUGAUUUUACCAAGAUGCUUGGCGACAGAGUGGGUGCAGGUGCGGCUCAGAGCAAGAUAUACGAAGGCGUUGACCCCAUGGGAAUGUACGAGGUGGCUCUCCAAAAUGGCCAGCAGAUGCCGUUGCUCCGAAUCGACGGCCCAUACGGCGCGCCAGCCGAGGAUGUGUUUGAGAACGAAAUUGCUGUCCUGAUCGGUACUGGUAUUGGCGUCACUCCUUGGGCGUCUAUCCUCAAGAACAUCUGGCAUUUGCGGAACAGCCCAAACCCGCCCACUCGGCUCCGCCGUGUUGAGUUCAUCUGGGUGUGCAAGGACACAAACUCGUUUGAGUGGUUCCAGACCCUGCUGUCCUCCCUGGAGGAGCAAUCCAGCGGAGCCGCCCGCAUUCCUGGUUCGGGCGGCGUCGAAUUCCUCAAGAUCCACACGUACCUGACACAGAAGCUCGACAUGGACACGACGCAGAAUAUUGUGCUCAACAGCGUUGGCGCGGCGGUGGACCCGCUCACGGAGCUGAAAGCGCGAACCAACUUCGGCCGCCCCAACUUCAAUCAUUUCUUCACGAGUAUGCGCGACGGCAUCUUGGACCGGACCUACCUCAACGGGCUGGAAGGCAACAUGAAGACCACGGUGGGUGUCUAUUUCUGCGGUCCGUCAGCAGCUGCACGCGACAUCAAGAAGGCUGCCAAGGCGGCUACCACUCGCGAGGUUAACUUCCGCUUCUGGAAAGAGCACUUUUAA
Messenger RNA from Canariomyces notabilis, 1662 nucleotides. RefSeq lists its product as uncharacterized. Gene Ontology annotation, biological process: superoxide anion generation; defense response. The record is from RefSeq and is a predicted model, not a curated record. Gene Ontology annotation, molecular function: superoxide-generating NAD(P)H oxidase activity. Gene Ontology annotation, cellular component: NADPH oxidase complex; plasma membrane. The transcript is spliced from 5 exons. Bases 1 to 1662 code for a protein of 553 amino acids. Lineage: Eukaryota; Fungi; Ascomycota; Sordariomycetes; Sordariales; Chaetomiaceae.